Molecule: messenger RNA, 2539 nt
Organism: Cylas formicarius (sweet potato weevil)
Lineage: Eukaryota; Metazoa; Arthropoda; Insecta; Coleoptera; Brentidae
Gene: Ssdp
Product: single-stranded DNA-binding protein 3
Exons: 12
Coding region: 513-1844 (443 amino acids)
Biological process (GO): positive regulation of transcription by RNA polymerase II
Cellular component (GO): nucleus
Molecular function (GO): single-stranded DNA binding; protein binding
Source: RefSeq, a predicted model, not a curated record
CAGGAGAUACUUAGCAUAAUAAAUGUAGUCGUUGCCAUGUCAAAAUAUAUUGGUUGUUAGGGUAUAACUGAGUUCGUGCGUGAAAAAAUCGUGUAUAUGCGAAAACCCGAUUGCAAUUUCGCCUGGAAAAAUAGCCGUUGAAAAAACUUUCGUGUCAGGACAACAAAGGAUUCACUGAAGCGAUGGUUAUUUUAUAACGGGACGUGAAUGCAACGCAUGCUCCGUAGAUAAAACACUAGUGACGAUAUAUUCGUAGCGGCGUCGAACGAAAGAAAUUUAAUUCGAUGUGUUGUGCCGAGUUUUCUAAGUGAAAUCGUCAAAUUUUCGCGAUUGAACAUUUGCUUUUCAUAAUGAUUCCAUUCGGAAAGUGAUUUCGGACGUUUGAAAUUUCAAUGUUGCCGCAAACCGAUGCGCUAUCAUGUAAAACCUGUGUGUAAAUAUUCCUCAUAUAUCAAACAUUGCAUGUAGGUUACGUUCGUUGAGGUUCAUACAUUUCUUUCUUAUUUUUAAAAAUGUAUGCUAAAGGAAAAGGGUCUUCCGUGCCGUCCGAUGCUCAAGCAAGAGAAAAGCUAGCAUUGUACGUGUACGAAUAUCUAUUACACGUCGGGGCGCAAAAAGCUGCCCAAACUUUUCUAUCGGAGAUCCGAUGGGAGAAGAAUAUUUCUCUAGGGGAGCCGCCAGGGUUUCUGCAUUCGUGGUGGUGCGUCUUUUGGGAUCUUUAUUGCGCUGCUCCUGAAAGACGAGAAACCUGCGAACAUUCAUCAGAAGCAAAAGCUUUUCACGAUUACGGUUUCGUUAAUUCCGGCUAUGGAGUCAACGGAAUCGCGCACAAUACAGGACCGGCUCCCAGUCCACUGGGACAAAUGCCCCCGACGGAUGGAAUGCCUGGAGGGCCUAUACCGCCCGGAUUUUUCCCAAAUUCGACACUGCGACCCUCGCCUCCCACACACCCUUCGAGUCAACCAUCACCACAUUCGCAGCCCCCUCCACCUCACUCAAACAUUAUGACUUCUCAGCCUUUUAUGAACCCGCGUUAUCCCGCAGGCCCGAGACCGGGCGUCAGGAUGCCCCAAAUCGGCAGCGAUUUUAAUGGACCUCCCGGACAGCCAUUGAUGCCUAACAACAUGGAUCCUACUAGACAAGGUGAUGGCGGAGAAUUUGUAGGUUGGCAAGGUCCGCCCGCUGCAAUGAAUCGAAUGAAUCCGCCGAGAGGGCCUUCGAUGGGGCCCUUGGGACCCGGAACAUACGGCCCGGGAAUUCGGGGGCCUCCACCUAACAGUAGCCUAGGCCCCGGAGGUCCUAUGCCCCCUAUGACAAUGGGCGGACCUGGAGGCAGACCGCAGUGGCAACCCAAUACGUCAACACCAAUGAAUUAUUCGUCUUCAUCUCCCGGCAACUACGGCGGGCCACCUGGAUCAGCAGGGCCUGCUGGUCCAGGUACGCCUAUAAUGCCAAGCCCUCAAGAUUCAAGCAAUUCAGGCGGGGAAAAUAUGUAUACAUUAAUGAAACCAGCUGUGGGUGGUAAUAUGCCGGGUGACUUCCAGAUGGGUGGAGGACCAGAUGCGGGAGGUCCGAUGGGUCCGAUGGGCCCCAAUUCUAUGGGGCCCGUGAUGAAUGGGGACGGAAUGGACGGAAUGAAGAACUCGCCGGCAAACGGAGGCCCGGGAACACCCAGAGAAGAUAGUGGCAGUGGCAUGGGGGACUACAACCUCGGAGGUUUCGGGGGCCCAGGUGAAAAUGACCAAACGGAAUCGGCUGCUAUUUUGAAAAUUAAAGAGAGCAUGCAAGAGGAGGCCAAGAGAUUUGAGAAAGACUCGGAUCACCCUGAGUAUUUCAUGCAAUAACUCGGUCGCCUCGCCUCACCUCGACCUAAGGCUGGUGGACAAGCCUACGCCUACGCCUCUCUUCCUUCUUCCAAACCUAACCUACUAACACGGGCGGUGGUGUGCUGAGCUCAGUCCAACGCUCUCCGAUGCCCCACGACGACUUCUAGUCAUCACUGUUCUGUUCUAUUUGCAGAUAUUCCUGUAACGCUCGUCUACGACCCGGAGUACAGGAAGAAAGAUCAAGUUCCUCAACUCCCAACUACCCACUCAAAAGUCCACCAGCCUAGGUAAGGUCGGACCUAAAUUGGCGCUCGCGUUUCUCCACCACUACUCUCAUUAUAGGCUAAUCGGGGAUGUUAAAUUCGCUACUUAACUUUACCUUCGGUCGUGUGUCGUUUAACAUCUCUAACGAACUGGAUUUUUUUCAACUAGGACCUAAAUAACAAAUAGUUUGUUACAUGUAUAAAGUUGAACAUACGAACUUUAUUUUGUUGUAAAUAUAUUUAGGCAAAUUAUCCGAAAAAAAAUCCAGCAUAUCCGGAAAAAACUAUUAUGACUGUAGUACUUUACUUUCUAUAUUAUCACGUGUCACUCUUUGUGAAGUGGAUCGCAGUAUUUUUAGGAAAAUAUAUAUUUGUCGCACAAAAAAACGCGUAUGGUUUCCGUCACCAUAUAGCACAAACGAAACGAUGCCCUCCUCCCCGCGCCCCCCC